AUGAAACUUAAGGAGGAAGAGUUGAACUCAACUAUUAUCAAAUUGGAAAACAAUAUAUCUACUUUAAAAAAAAGUUUGGCAAAUGAAGAGUCACAGAAGCUAAAUGCCAUUGAUUUUCACAAUAAAGAAAAAGAAGCUAGGAUGGCUUUAGAAAAGAAUCAAGAUUCUCUAAAGGAGAAGCUUUUAAAGGCUGAACAGAAUGCAUCGAUUGCUAAUGAGAAGGUCAAAACACAAGAAAAUAUGUAUAAGAGGUUGCAAAAUGAACUCACUUCUGCUAAAGAUUCACGAGAUGAUGCAGUGAAACAAAAAGAAAUUGCUGUAAAAGAGGUGGCUAUCCUCAGAGAUGAAUUGACUCAACUAAGGGAAGAUCGUGAACGCCACCUGUCACAAUUACAGGAGUUGGGUUCUGAAAUUGUGAGAUAUAGAUACAGAGAAAAGGAAAGAGAAAGAACAGGGCACACUGCUGCUGCUGAGUGUAGUAUAUUCAGGUUAAAAUCGGUUGCUAUGGAGAAGACUUGUUCCUCUCAAAGAGAACAAAUAUCUGUGCUCCAACAUCAGUUAGAUGCUGCAAAUAAAAAAAUAAAGGAGCUAAAAGGGAAGAACAUAAUGUAUCAAUAA
This is a messenger RNA of Lactuca saligna, 618 nucleotides long. The record is from the annotation of a GenBank genome assembly. Lineage: Eukaryota; Viridiplantae; Streptophyta; Magnoliopsida; Asterales; Asteraceae.